This is a messenger RNA of Rotaria sordida, 924 nucleotides long. NCBI's taxonomy places the organism in Eukaryota, Metazoa, Rotifera, Eurotatoria, Philodinida, Philodinidae. The record is from the annotation of a GenBank genome assembly.
AUGGCACCACCAUCGUUUCAUAUAGCUAUAUAUGGUCUUUUAAAUUCUGAUGAAUAUCAAUUAGCUAAACAUUGUCUGGAAGAUUUACAACGAACACAUUCAAAACAAAUAUCUAAUUCAGAAAUUCAUCCAUUACUUGAAUAUGAAUGGAAAUCAUUUUCAUUAAAUAAACGCGCAGAAUUACGUGGUGAAACAUGGUCAUUUAAUGAUAAAUGUAUGGUAUUUAUUGAUAAACAAUUACUUGGAAAUGCUGAACAAUUUUUACAUUGGGCAAAAAAUACAUUUGAUCAUACUGAUUUUCGUUCAAAUGAACUUUUAGGAGUAUUUUCAAAUGAAGAAUACAAACGUCACUUUGAAUCACACGACAAUCGACAUACGUAUUGUUUUAUGGAUUUUCAAAUUGAAGAUCGUGAAAAUUCUCAAACAACUGAUAUUGGUCGUUUAGUAUUUGAAUUAUUUAAUAAUCAAGCACCUGAAACAUGUGAAAAUUUUCGAGCAUUAUGCACAGGUGAAAAAGGUCAAAGUGAACAAACUGGUACAAUUCUUCAUUAUAAAGAUUCAAUUAUUCAUCGUAUUGUACCAAAUGGUUGGAUUCAAGGUGGAGAUAUUCGAGGUGGUAGAGGUAAUGGUGGAGAAUCAAUCUAUGGUGAAACAUUUCCUGAUGAAACAUUUGUUGUUAAACAUAAUCAACGAGGUAUUCUUGGUAUGGUAAAUAAAGGUUAUCGACAUUCAAAUGGCAGUCAAUUUUAUAUAACUCUAUCAAAUGCUUGUGAAUGGAUGUCAAAUCGUUUUGUUGCAUUUGGUCGUGUUGUUGAAGGUUUUGAUACAUUAAAUAAACUGGAACAUAUCGAUACAAUUAAUCAACGACCAAUAAAAGCUAUUAAAAUUGUCGAUUGUGGAACAGUUCAAUUAGAUGGAGAAUAA